Messenger RNA from Lachnellula hyalina, 1224 nucleotides. RefSeq names its product Queuine tRNA-ribosyltransferase catalytic subunit. Lineage: Eukaryota; Fungi; Ascomycota; Leotiomycetes; Helotiales; Lachnaceae. Gene Ontology annotation, molecular function: tRNA-guanosine(34) queuine transglycosylase activity. Gene Ontology annotation, cellular component: cytosol. The transcript is spliced from 3 exons. Bases 1 to 1224 code for a protein of 407 amino acids. The record is from RefSeq and is a predicted model, not a curated record.
AUGGAAGCAGUAAAGUCAAUGCCAUCUGCUCUGGAUUUUGAAUUAGUAGCUCGUUGUUCUACCACCAAAGCCCGCGCCGCUGUCCUCACUCUUCCUCAUGGACCCGUCCAACUCCCACUAUUCAUGCCCGUGGCCACGCAGGCUUCACUCAAGGGACUGACACCAGAGCAGUUGGAAGGAACGGGAUGCAGAUUAUGUCUGAAUAAUACCUAUCACUUGGGAUUGAAGCCUGGACAAGAAGCACUGGAGGCAGUUGGAGGGGCGCAUAAACUGCAAGGAUGGAAACAUAACAUCUUGACUGAUAGCGGAGGUUUCCAGAUGGUCAGUCUCCUCAAGCUUGCGAAUAUCACAGAAGAAGGCGUCCGAUUUCUAAGUCCCCACGAUGGCACACCUAUGCUCCUCACACCAGAGCACUCAAUUGCCCUGCAAAACACCAUAGGCAGCGACAUCAUCAUGCAGCUAGACGAUGUCCUUGUCACCACUUCACCGGAUACGAAACGAAUGCGGGAGGCUAUGGAGCGGAGUGUGCGAUGGCUGGAUCGUUGUAUAGCGGCACACAAGAACCCGACUACCCAGAAUCUAUUUUGUAUCAUUCAGGGAGGUCUGGAUCUGGAGAUGCGGGAAGAAUGUUGCAGGGAGAUGGUUGCGAGGAACACACCUGGCAUAGCAAUCGGCGGCCUGAGUGGUGGGGAGGCAAAGGCGGAUUAUUGUCGUGUGGUAAGCACAUGUACAGGUCUUCUCCCAGAGUUGAAGCCGAGAUAUGUUAUGGGUAUUGGCUAUCCAGAAGAUCUGGUGGUUAGUGUGGCGCUGGGUGCAGAUAUGUUCGAUUGCGUCUGGCCUACACGGACUGCCCGAUUCGGAGAUGCUAUCACGAAGUAUGGUGUUUUGAAAUUACGCAGUGCAAGCUAUUGCAACGAUUUUGGUCCUGUGGAGGAAGGCUGUGGGUGUGUAUGUUGCCGGAAAGGGGACGGUGGUCUGGGAGUUACACGGGCGUUUGUGCAUCACCUUACUGCUAAAGAAACGGUUGGGGCCCAUCUGCUUACUAUACACAAUGUCUGGUAUCAGUUGGCGUUGAUGAGGAGUGUGAGGGAAUCGAUCAUAGAGGACAGGUUUCCGGCGUUUUUGAAGCAGUUCUUUGCGGAUUUACAUGGCGGGGAUAAAGCAAAAUAUCCCGACUGGGCUGUAGAGGCGUUACGGACAGUGGGUGUUGAUUUGAUGAUGUAG